This is a messenger RNA of Fukomys damarensis (Damara mole-rat), 652 nucleotides long. It is a transcript of the gene Med31, whose product is annotated as mediator complex subunit 31. Gene Ontology annotation, molecular function: transcription coregulator activity. The coding region runs from base 97 to 492 and encodes 131 amino acids. Lineage: Eukaryota; Metazoa; Chordata; Mammalia; Rodentia; Bathyergidae. The record is from RefSeq and is a predicted model, not a curated record. The transcript has 4 exons. Gene Ontology annotation, cellular component: core mediator complex; mediator complex. Gene Ontology annotation, biological process: regulation of transcription by RNA polymerase II.
CGACCGGAAGAGGAAACCGUAGUUUCCUGAACCUCCCCCAGACACUUGGGGGUGUCCGUCUGUGGUGCUGGUGGUUGUUUAGUGUGUUUGUUUGUUAUGGCCGCUGCCGUCGCUAUGGAGACAGAUGAUGCUGGAAAUCGACUUCGGUUUCAGUUGGAGUUGGAAUUUGUUCAGUGUUUAGCCAACCCAAAUUACCUUAAUUUUCUUGCCCAAAGAGGUUACUUCAAAGACAAAGCUUUUGUUAAUUAUCUUAAGUACUUGCUUUACUGGAAAGAACCAGAAUAUGCCAAGUAUCUAAAGUACCCUCAGUGUUUACAUAUGUUAGAACUACUCCAAUACGAACACUUCCGAAAGGAGCUGGUGAACGCUCAGUGUGCGAAAUUCAUUGAUGAACAGCAGAUUCUACAUUGGCAGCACUAUUCCCGGAAGCGGAUGCGUCUUCAACAAGCCCUGGCAGAACAGCAACAGCAAAAUAACACAUCAGGAAAAUGAACAGCUGGAAACAGCUCAGGGUCUUAAGACAUGUAUAUAAUGUUUUUCAUUGUACAGUGAAGAUAAAGUAAGACUCCUCUUCCUGCCUACCUUUAUUGUAGUAGCACCUGGAACCUUUAAUGUGCUUUUUUAAUACAGUUUUUUUAUUGUUAAUAGAUUG